CUUCCCUGCUCCUUGCGGCGGGUACUGUAACGAAUUCGUUGCAAACAUCAACACCUGUAGGUCUUCUGUAACCCUAGCGGCUGGUUCCUCGUUUCUCAGUUACAGGCCGGAACGAAGGGAUUUACCACUCCCAUGGCUGGUAAGAAGAGAGGUUCCGACUCUGUUGACGAAUUAGAAGACCACAUUGAUGCUCUCCCCGAUAAACUUCGCUCGAACCAUUCAAAAAAUUCGAAAAAUGAUGAAACUGAAGAAGCUACGGCAGACGGGAUUGAUACUCCGUCUUCCACACCUAGUUCAAUCAAACCCAUGGAGAGGAGGAAAAGAAGGAAAGCAGUGGAUAAGAAGAGACACCAGACUGAUUCUGAUUGUAGGGAGGUGCCAAAAGCUAUUCGAGCGAGUGCAGAUCUAACAGCUCAUGAGACCUCAGCAUCAUUACCUUCUGCAAGUGGUGGACUACCUGAAUUCCAUAUUAGUGUUUUUAAGGAUCUUGCAGCUGCUGAUUUGUCCAUUAGAGAAGCAGCUGCUGAAGCAUUGGUAACUGAGCUGCGGGAAGUUCAGAAUGCAUUCAGGAAGCUUGGAAAGAAGGGAAAGGAUGAGAGUUGCUUUCAGUUGGAGGCUGAAAAGGAUGAUGGUUUGAAAAACUGUGCCCCUUCUCUUAGAUAUGCCAUUCGUCGGCUAAUUCGUGGUGUUUCUUCCUCGAGAGAGUGUGCAAGACAAGGAUUUGCGUUAGGUUUGACUAUUUUAGUUGGUUCAAUUCCAUGCAUGAAAGUGGAUUCAGUGAUGAAACUAAUAGUUGAGUUAUUAGAGGUCUCUUCGUCGAUGAAGGGUCAGGAAGCAAGGGAUUGUCUUUUGGGUCGCCUGUUUGCCUAUGGUGCUUUGGCUCAAUCUGGACGAAUAGCUGAAGAGUGGAACUGUGAUAAAAAUACACCUAUUGUGAAGGAAUUCACCAGUAGUGUUAUCUCUCUUGCUUCUAAGAAACGGUACUUGCAAGAGCCAGCAUCCUCUGUUAUUUUGGAUUUGAUUGAACAGUUGCCUGCAGAAGCAUUAUUGAGUCAUGUUCUUGAAGCCCCGGGCAUAAAUGAGUGGUUUGUAGGAGCAGUUGAAGUUGGAAAUCCAGAUGCAUUGCUGUUGGCCCUGAAGUUGCGAGAACAGAUUUCUGUGGAUAACAAAAAGUUUUACAAACUUCUGCCAUAUCCUUUCAGUGCUAAUAAGCUGUUCACUACUGACCAUUUAUCCUCCCUUACUACUUGCUUUAAGGAGUCGACUUUCUGCAGGCCUCGAAUUCACAGUGUCUGGCCUGUUUUAGUAAAUAUGCUCUUACCAGACACAGCUUCACAAGAAGAGGAUGCAGCAUUAGGUUCUACUAAGAAGCACAAAAGGAGUCGCAAGUGUAACUCGUCAGAAGAAGACAUUGUGAAAAACCUCCGCUGUUUCUGCGAAGUUGUCAUUGAAGGAUCACUUCUUCUGUCAUCUCAUGAUCGUAAACAAUUGGCCUUGGAUGUUCUGCUUCUCCUCCUCCCAAGGUUGCCUGCAUCGUGUGUGCAGAUUGUACUCUCUCACAAGCUUGUCCACUGUUUGAUGGAUAUCCUUUCAACCAAGGACUCCUGGCUAUUCAAAGUGGCGCAGCAUUUUGUAAAAGAACUAUCAGAUUGGGUUAGACAUGAUGAUGAUCGUCGAGUUGCAGUCAUUGUGGCCCUCCAGAAACACAGUGGUGGGAGAUUUGAUUGCAUCACACGGACAAAAACUGUUAAAGAUUUGGUUACAGAGUUCAAAACUGGAUCAGGUUGCAUGUUAUUUGUCCAAAAUUUAAUGACCAUGUUCGUAGAUGAAGUCCCUGCGGCAGAUGAACCAUCAGAUCAGAGCCAGACAACAGAUGACAACUCAGAAGUGGGUUCAUUGGAGGAUAAGGAAUCUCUGGGAUCAUUGGGCACUCCUGAUUAUUUGAAAAGUUGGGUUAUCGAUUCCCUUCCUCGUGUUUUGAAAUAUCUGAAACUGGAUCCUGAGGCAAAGUUUCGGGUGCAGAAGGAAAUAAUGAAAUUUCUAGCUGUUCAGGGACUCUUCUCUGCGUCUCUUGGCACUGAAGUAACGUCAUUUGAGCUACAGGAGAAGUUCAGAUGGCCAAAAGCAGCCACAUCAAGUUCACUGUGCCAAAUGUGCAUUGAACAGCUCCAGUUAUUAUUGGCAAAUGCUCAAAAAGAGGGAUUACCAUCUGUGUCAACUGGCCUUGAGCCAAAUGAUCUUGGAUCCUAUUUUAUGCGGUUCCUCAAUACGCUGUGCAACAUACCUUCAGUUUCACUCUUUAGGUCCUUGAGUGAUGAGGAUGGGAAAGCAUUCAAGAAAUUACAAGCGAUGGAAACUCGGCUUGCCCAGGAGGAAAGGAACAAUGGACCAGGUUCUGCUGCAAAUAAAUUGCAUGCACUGCGGUAUUUGCUCAUCCAGUUGUUGCUGCAAGUCCUCCUCGGGCAAGGGGAAUUUUCUGAAGCUGCCUCUGAAGUUAUUAUAUGUUGUAAGAAAGCGUUUGGCACUGUUGAUCUUCCUGAGUCAUCAGGAGAAGAAGAUGAAUCAGAUAGUGGUGGGAUGCCAGAGUUGAUGGAUGUCCUCCUUGAUACAUUGCUCUCUUUGUUGCCUCAGUCCUCAGCUCCUAUGCGGUCUGCUGUCGAGCAGGUUUUCAAGCAUUUCUGCAAUGAUGUUACUGAUACUGGACUGAUCCGCAUGUUGCGGGUCAUAAAGAAAGAUCUGAAGCCAGCCCGUCAUCAACCUGUGGACAGCAAAGAUGAUGAUGAUGAUGAUGAUGAAGAUGAUGAAGAUCUUCUUGGGAUUGAAGAAGCUGAGGAAACUGAUGAAGCCGAGGAAGAGGAGACUGGUGAUAGUGAUGAUGAAGCAGAUGACUCUGAAGCAAUGGGUGGAGUUGAGGCAGAUGGAGAAGAACUUUCUGGAGCUUCUGAUGAUUCUGAUGGAGGAAUGGAUGAUGAUGCAAUGUUCCGCAUGGAUUCCUAUCUUGCACAGAUUUUCAAGGAGAAGAGGAACCAGGCUGGAGGCGAAACCGCUCAGUCACAACUUGUACUGUUCAAGCUUCGUGUUCUCUCACUGCUUGAAUUAUAUCUUCAUGAAAACCCAGGUAAGCCACAGGUUUUCACCGUGUUUUCGUACCUGACCCAGGCAUUUGUAAAUCCUCAUACUACAGAAGGUAGUGAACAACUUGAACAGCGUAUUUGGGGAAUCUUGCAAAAGAAAAUAUUUAAGGGUAAAGAGUAUCCGAAGGGUGAACAUAUUCAACAGUCAAACCUUGAAUCUUUGUUGGAGAAGAGCUUGAAAUGGGCCUCAAAACCAUUCAAAAGAAAGAGGUUUGCUGCGAAUCCAUCAAAGAAAAAGCAGUCAGCCAGCUUGGCCCGACACAAAAUGAUUGUUUCUCUUGCGAAGAAUUCAACAUUUUGGAUUUUGAAGAUUUUUCAUGCACAAGAUCCGUCUGAAUCGGAACUGCAGAAGGUUUUGGACAUUUUUCAACAUGUUUUGUUGGGCUACUUUGAUAGUAAGAAGUCUCAGUUAAAAUCCGACUUUGUGAAAGAAGUUUUCCGGCGCCAGCCUUGGAUUGGGAAUCAGCUUUUUGGUUUCCUAUUGGAGAAAUGUGGUAAUGCAAAAUCUGAAUUUCGGAGAGUAGAAGGACUUGAUCUAAUUGAAGAAGUACUGAAGUCAUCGGUUUCAGGAAUAGAAAAUAAAGGUGAAAAGUACAUGUCAAGUAGGAAAUUCUUGAAGGCGCAUAUGGUAUCUUUAUGUGACCUGUUGGAGAAACUACUGAUGAAGAUGCCAGAGAAACAAUCGAGGCGGGCUGGAGUACGUCGAUUCUGUGGUCAGGUCUUGCAUUCAGUAUUGAAGCUUCACCUGAAAAAAUCAUUUAUAGGAUCUCUGACUCCAGAUGCAUAUGCUGCCUGUGAAUCUCAAUUAGGUGAUACCUUUCUUCCUUUCAAGUCACGGGAACAAAGAUAUAUUGGUGUUUCGCUAGAAUCCUCCUAGGCCAUUGUGGAGGCUGUAGUGUAACAUUCUCAAGCUCGGCCCCUUUUAAGAGCAUAAGG
Molecule: messenger RNA, 4070 nt
Organism: Telopea speciosissima
Lineage: Eukaryota; Viridiplantae; Streptophyta; Magnoliopsida; Proteales; Proteaceae
Product: rDNA transcriptional regulator pol5-like
Exons: 9
Coding region: 133-4011 (1292 amino acids)
Biological process (GO): regulation of DNA-templated transcription
Cellular component (GO): nucleolus
Molecular function (GO): transcription factor binding; DNA binding
Source: RefSeq, a predicted model, not a curated record